Molecule: messenger RNA, 2495 nt
Organism: Aphanomyces invadans
Lineage: Eukaryota; Oomycota; Saprolegniomycetes; Saprolegniales; Verrucalvaceae
Exons: 1
Coding region: 90-2417 (775 amino acids)
Molecular function (GO): endo-1,3(4)-beta-glucanase activity
Source: RefSeq, a predicted model, not a curated record
AUGCCACACACGGGCGACGCCGGCAGGCGCGAGAUACACGCUGAUGGCAUUGGUGAUUUUGCCACAUCUCCCGCACACCCACGACAAGGAUGGAGCACAAACCAAUGCAGACAAUGCUGCCCACGAUUGCAUCCCACGGCACGUUCGUUGCGCUGGCUGUGCCCAAGCAAAAGCGAUCGAUUUUCCGAACGUCGUUUCUGCUCCGCGGCAUGGUGGCAGUCGCGGGCGUCGCCCUCGUCGUGACGAUCUUGCAGCCGCGACAACACAUGCUCGCAACCAACGAAAUUAGCAACCAAGCAGCCAUGCAAUCGCUCAACUGUCUCCUCGACAACGCCGAUGCGUCGCCACAAUGCAACUUUCCCACCUCCGCUGCGCAAUCUUGGUUUGCCCCACCGCGCAACCUCCACCCGAGCAUCCGCAAAGACGUCCCCAUCCCGACAAACCGAUGGUGGGGCAAUCUCAUCAGCUCGCCGCGGGAAGACUACGUGCCGGAGAAACGAGUGUGGACCAACCCGUACGCGGUCGUGCUCCUGUCCCAAGGUGUUGUCGUCUCGUUUCCGUACGGCGCGCGGUACUUCCAAGGGGCAUCUGGUAACGCCGGCGGUGCCAAGAGCUACAGCCACCAGUACUCAAAAGACGUGACGAUUGGAGCUAUCACAGCGACGUCGCAUCCAUUUCAAGUCACAAGUUGGGACGACUUGGGCGUGACCUUGCGCCAAGAGCGGGCACCGGAUCAGUGGCUACAAACGUCGCUUGUCAGCGGCAUGGCGUACGUGACAGCCGCGUACUCGAAGCUCCCGCCUCGGAUUUCCACGACGAAUUCCAUCGUGUCCCUCAACGGCAAGCCUUUGGUCAAGGCAUCCAAAGUUGUCGGCGACCGGUUUGUCCUUGGCCUCAACAACGGCCAGCAAUGGGUCGUCUAUGCGUCGUCGCCAGUGACGCUGUCCGUCGUGAACGACCGCAUUUUGCAGCAAUCGAACGCCUUUACGGGCCACAUCCGCGUGGCGCUCGUGCGAACGGCCGACGACAUUGCUGCGCACGACAAAUACCAUGGGUGCAUUGUGCACGGCGGGAACCUGACGUUGAAUCAAUUCGACUAUGGCUUUCAAUGGGCCACGUCCGGCAGCUGCAGCGCUGGGCUGCUGCACUUUGCCCUGGCCCAUCACGCGGCGAUCUUGACCCCCGACACGGCGACCCCCAUCGACUCCAUGAGCCGCCUCGAGUCCGCGACCCGUGGAGCGAUGGUUCCCCUCGUGACCGUGACCACCCCUGCUCAAUGGAUCUUGGCCGAAUCGCUCGUCCCCGUCGAACUCUACCCCCGCCAACGCCCCACGCGCGAGCGCAUCCAAAGCACCCGACUCUUGGCGCACUUGAAGGCGGACAUCGACGCCCCCUGGAGCAUGCCCGUCGGCGGGUCGUACUACUUCAACGGAAAACUCGCGCAAAAGUACGCGUCGUUGUGCUUGAUGGCAAGCGACCGCGCCGUCGUCGGCGCCGACGACUCGCUGGUUCGAAAGUGCCAAACCAAGCUCGCGGACGUCCUGAAGCCCUUCACAACCAACACGUUUGCCCACCGCCUCGUGUACGACACCGUGUACAAGGGCAUUGUGACGACGCAGGGGUUCGAUGAAGCCAACACGUACGCUGACUUUGGCAACACCAUCUACAACGACCACCACUACCACUUUGGGUACUGGGUUGCGGCCGCGGCGAUCACCAACAUGGUGCACCCGACGAUGCCGGGGCUGGACGAGCUCAACACGCGCGUGUCUUUUCUUAUUCGGGACGUGGCAAACGCGGACGCGACCGAUGCCGACUUUCCCACGUUUCGCAUGUUCGACUGGUUCAAAGGGCACUCGUACUCGCACGGGAUCACGGCCGCCGAGGACGGCAAGGAUUUGGAAAGCACGUCGGAGGACGUCAACUUUUACUACGCCAUGGCGCUGUUCGGCCAAGCCACGGGCCAACGCGAGCUCGAACACCUCGGUCGGCUCAUGCUGAGUGUAAACGUGCGCAGCGUUCAAAUGUACUUUUUGAUGGACAGCGCCAACACAAUCCACCCGCCGUCGAUCCGGGUCAACCACGUCCCCGGCAUCUACUUUGACAACAAGGUCCAUUACACAACGUGGUUCAGCGACGAGCGCAAGUCGAUCCACAUGAUCCAGAUGCUGCCCGUGACCCCCGUCACCGAGUACGUUCGCACCAAACAGUUUGUCCAGGAAGAGUGGACCGACAUCUUGGCCAAACUCCCGGUCGUGCAGGAGGACCGCGAGCACGACGCUGCCUUGUCCCUGUUGUACCUCAACUACGCGGCGGUCCACCCCGACGUCGCCAUGAGCAAGUUGCAAACGGUCGCUUUGGACGACGGCCUCUCGCGAUCGUGGGCACUGUACAUGGCGGCCUCUCGUUAUACCUGAUCAUCGCUCCCGCGUAGCCGUCGAUGUUGUUUGUCCAAUUUAUUGUUUGCCUUCACGAAGCAUCGCCCGUUGCUGGCA